This is a messenger RNA of Morone saxatilis (striped sea-bass), 3670 nucleotides long. RefSeq names its product guanine nucleotide-binding protein subunit beta-4-like. The transcript has 9 exons. Gene Ontology annotation, molecular function: signaling receptor complex adaptor activity; protein binding. Gene Ontology annotation, cellular component: cytoplasm; heterotrimeric G-protein complex. Lineage: Eukaryota; Metazoa; Chordata; Actinopteri; Moronidae. Gene Ontology annotation, biological process: G protein-coupled receptor signaling pathway. The record is from RefSeq and is a predicted model, not a curated record. The coding region runs from base 376 to 1185 and encodes 269 amino acids.
AGCUUGCUUAGUGAAAAUUUUUAGUCUAAUCCGACCCGAGUUGUGCUCGCUUCUGCCCCUUUAAACCGAUUAAAUUGUCUUAAAAUUAACACGUCUCCCAUUCACGGUUUCUCUCACAGCUGUGGCCAUGGUUGUCGUGUGAAAACGGAUCGGUGUGACUCGGACUGGAAGGACGGACAGUGCCAAAGAAAAGAGCAAAAAGAGAGAGAGAGAGCCUGUUUUCAGGUGUCAGCUGGUUAAGCGUGUGUGGGUGUGUGAGAGGGUGUGUGUGAGAGAGUGUGUGUGUGUGUGUGUGUGCGUGCAGGCACGUGUGUUUUCCCAGCCCAGUCAGUAUUUGGAGCGGAGAGUGUGGCCUGAACACAUCACAGAGGGACAAUGAGCGAGCUGGAACAGUUGCGGCAGGAAGCCGAGCAACUACGCAAUCAGAUCCGGGAUGCGAGGAAAGCCUGCAGUGACUCCACUCUGUCACAGAUCACAGCUGGUCUGGACUCAGUGGGCCGGAUACAGAUGCGAACGCGACGCACUCUCAGGGGCCACCUGGCCAAGAUCUAUGCAAUGCACUGGGGGAGCGACUCCAGGUUACUUGUCAGUGCCUCGCAAGAUGGAAAACUAAUCAUCUGGGACAGUUACACAACAAAUAAGUCUGGAGACACCACCUGUGCAUUGUGGGACAUAGAGACAGGCCAGCAGGCCACCACCUUUACUGGCCACACAGGGGACGUAAUGAGUUUGUCUCUAAGCCCGGACUAUAAGACCUUUGUGUCAGGAGCCUGUGACGCCACCUCCAAGCUGUGGGACAUCCGUGAUGGCAUGUGCAGGCAGUCCUUCACCGGCCACGUGUCCGACAUAAACGCCGUCACCUUUUUCCCCAAUGGGAAUGCCUUUGGCACAGGCUCAGAUGACGCCACCUGCAGGCUGUUUGACCUGCGUGCUGACCAGGAGCUGAUGAUGUACAGCCACGACAACAUCAUCUGCGGCAUCACCUCUGUGGCUUUCUCCAAGAGCGGCCGACUGCUCCUGGCCGGCUACGAUGACUUUAACUGCAACGUCUGGGACACUCUGAAAGGCGAACGUGCAGGUGUGCUAGCGGGCCACGACAACAGAGUGAGCUGCUUAGGGGUGACAGAAGACGGCAUGGCUGUGGCCACCGGCUCCUGGGACAGUUUCCUCCGGAUCUGGAACUAAAACAAACCUCUUCCCUGUUGUACUCAAUCACUGCCUGCCAACUUCCUCCCCACAACCCCACCCUACAUAUCCCAACUCAUCUGCUGGGCUGGACCUGCGGGGUGCACACCGUGUCUGCCGAAAUCCUCUUAAGUCACCCCCAGUUCUCCUCUCUGCUGGCGACCUGCCCACCUGUGAGAAAGUACCAACUCUUUCUACCUUUCCAAGUGACGUUUUUUUCACCCAGCUAUUACACAGAAACAAAAAUAAGAAACCUUUCAGUAGAGUUGUCCAAUCAUAAAUAAAAGAGAUGAGUUAUGAGAAACUGAAGGAAAAAAAAAAUAGAAGAUUUCGCCCUUAAACCAAUUCUCUAAAAGGCGAUGAAGAACGUCUAUAACCAUGACUAACAAGCAAGAUGAGCGUUGAUGUGUAAUAUGUAAAUGUAUAUAUAAAGACAGUAUAUAUGUAUAGCAUUAUGUGUGUAUAUAUGCAUCAUAUAUGCAUAUAUAAUGUGUAUGUAUAUAUUUUUGUAGUUAAUUUCCCACCCUUGCGAUUUUUAUUUUAUUUUUAUUUUUUUUUAUGAUUUGGGUGUUUUAUGUUUUAUUUCAAAUGUACAUAUUCACAUUACUGCACAGCAUAAUGCCAGAAACACUUAUUUUAUCCUGUGUAAGUACCAGAGUCAGUGUCAGACACUUAUGACACAGCAACGUAUCGUAAAAAGUAAAGAUUUCUGGUACUUGCUGAUUCAGUCAAGCCUACUCAUCUAGCAACAAAAGAGGAUAUAGCAAGUAAACAGAUCAAUUAGAAAAAAUAUAAUUUGCCCUAGUUUUAACUCACUUUCCUCAUUUUUUGUGUUCAGUGUGCGUGUGUGUGUAUUAUGGUUACAGGCAGUGGGCAUAACUCAUGCGUCCUGUAUCUACAAAUGUUGCAUUCAUGUGAAUGAUGGCUAUGAUGGUAUAUUCUUUUUCUUUUAAUAACACGACCCCUGGCAUUCCUCACCACAGUCUUUUUCAAAAAGCAACGUUUUUAAGUAUUAUUAUUUUUUGUCUGGAUUCAGCUUUAGCUCCAAAGUAGAAACCAGUGAAUUUUAGCCUAAGAUUGAAAAACGUUAUUUUCCUGGAGGCCCUGCCUUGGCCUCUUUCUCACAUGGAUUGUGGUUUCAAAUCAUCCGCAUGCUGAAUAUCUGAAGACCACAUCCAUUCCAUGCAAAUCAACAGAUGUGUGAUGUGUUCGAUAACCCCAAUAAUGGUCCUAAACAGAGGUUUUGCAUCAUAAUAUGCCCGUCUCCUGUGGCCUAUAGAAACUACACUUUUCCUUAAAGUCGAGAUGAGCAUCUCAAGUUGCCCGUACAAAUGAUGCUGAUGGAGAAGAGGGAUACGUUCUCCCCAAGCAGAAGCUGUUUUCUACCGGUGCUGAGGCCUGCAUGGACAAAUGGUAGAGCGGGCGGUCGUUAUGAGGAUAUUAAAGGACCAUAAAGGCAGCGGUGACAUCUCAGCAGCCUCUGAGGACUAGAGAAAAGAUGAAAGAGCGAAAGAUGUCUGUCAGAGCUCUCCAUGUCAUUUUUUUCUCUUUUUUUUUUUUCCUAAAUGAAGGAUCAAGAAGUCCUUUUUGUCGUCAGCAAGGUGUGAAAUGAGUGACUGCAUGGAACUGAAAUCAUGUUUGCCACUCAAAAAUCACACCAGUGCCACCACAAGCCUGUAAAAAAAGAAAAAAACAGAAAAAAAGAGAUUUUUUUUUUUAAGGGUUUAACACUUUCAGCAAUUUCUUUCCUCACCAAAAACAUGUUAUGAACCGUUAAAUAUUGCUAGUGAAGAAAGUACACUUGGUAGACAGAAAUGUACACUUAGUAGAGAGCUAGAAAUGCACUCACAAGCUGUAGUACAAACGUAGACCAUCGAGCACAUGUGACUUAUUUACCCAUAGAAGUGGUUAUCUCUGAUUUUGAGUAUUUUCACGCAACUUCCAUUAUUUUGGUUCCUCCUAAAGGCUUAAUUAAAAAAAACAGCUAAAACACAUGUAUGUGAGUUGGACCUAUCCAUCAGCUGUCUCAGGUGCCUAUCUCUAAAUAGAAACAUUUGACCCACACGGGCUAGAUAAAGGAGGGUUUGUGCUCCUGUGAGAUGUGGCACUAUUGUGUCUCCAUUCUGCCUUACAAUACCAUUCAUAAUAGAAGGUAAUACUAGCAUCGACUACAGUAAUGUUUUCCUCUUACUAUUCCUUUUUACACACUGAUCAAUAAGAAAGAUUGCUAAUUAUUUUUCUUUUUUCUCGAUAGAAGCACAUUCUGAUACUAGUGAACACUAAAAAGCAUGCUUACAGAAAAAACCCCACCAUGGCCACAUGCAGCUCCAUACUGCUUCUUAAAGCAAGUGUUUUACAUCACUUUUUAUACAACUCUGCUUUCUACUACUACCGUACAGUUUGUAGUAUUUAUUUAGGUUCAAUCAGCUAUCAAUGAAACCCCUCUUUGGCAUACCGUGAUUCUAGUGACCUUUUUUUUUUUUUU